Ostrea edulis (European flat oyster) is the source of this 6110-nucleotide messenger RNA. RefSeq names its product NFX1-type zinc finger-containing protein 1-like. NCBI's taxonomy places the organism in Eukaryota, Metazoa, Mollusca, Bivalvia, Ostreida, Ostreidae. Gene Ontology annotation, cellular component: nuclear RNA-directed RNA polymerase complex; nucleus. The transcript has 3 exons. Gene Ontology annotation, molecular function: helicase activity; zinc ion binding. Gene Ontology annotation, biological process: regulatory ncRNA-mediated heterochromatin formation. Bases 406 to 4824 code for a protein of 1472 amino acids. The record is from RefSeq and is a predicted model, not a curated record.
AAUAUUCCGGUUUUCUACCCCCUCCCCCAAUCUUUAAAGAUAUUGUAUAAAUAUCUGUCUUUUUCCAGUAUGCAUGCGUGCCGAAAUUAUUCCCCAUAUCUAGCUCCAUACAGGGCAAUAAAUUUUACCAAAGAAGUGAAAAUGUUUUAAUUGGUGGAUUUACAGAUUUGAUGUCUUUAUAAAGUUUGAAUGAGGCUUUAUUGUAUAGACCAGAUUUUGCUUCCUUGAAUGAAUCACAGGGGGAUAACAUUACUCCUACAUUAUGUAGAUAUCUACAUUUGUUACCAGACACGAAGGUAUAUCGUGUGCGUGACCAAAACAGACGUCACAUGUCAAGAUAAUGAAAUUUAUCGCAUGAUAUGAUUACCUGAGACGUAGGAUUCUAUUGUGUACGGUUUUGUGACGAUGGCUUCAAGCGAAGGAAUUUACUCUCAUUCAGAUCUAGUUUUGUUGAGUGAUCUUCCAAUUCAACAAAUGUUUGAAAGCCCGUGUUGGUCUGAGACACGAUUUCAGAAGACCUCUUUAGAUAUGAAUAACAUAGAACGAUCUUCGCUAUUUCUGAAUGUUUUUGCCAAAAUCGUGGCUUGUGAAGUCGAGUCAUGCGAGAUUCAGGUUACCGAAAUCCUCACUAGAAUUACUGAUCGAGUGUUUUUUUCACGAAUCUGCACCCUUCUGAGUACAAUCAAGGAGGUUAACGAAGAUUGGUUUACUUUACUUGAAAAUAUUCUCAAAAUGUUACGGGAGCUAUGCAGCAAAUUUCCAAACGUGGCCUUUGACUCUGUAGAACUAUGCAUAUUUAUGGCAUCAACGAUAACAAAACUAAUGUUUUCCAACAAUGAUGACGUUUUGAACGAUCGGUUAUCAAAGAUGAUGAAUGACGUCGAGACUAUUCGAAGAAGCAUAACAGACAAAGCAGUGCAAGUUGAAAUAGAGGGAAGAGAAAAGAAAAGAGAUACAUGUAUGAGAAAACCAUCAAUCGAUUUCCGCAAAAUUCCAAUUCUUCCCACGAGAGAUGAUAUAUUCUAUGAACCCUUUCAGGUAAAAGAAAUGUGGAAAGCGUCAUAUGAGAAUUUAGACCAAUAUUUAGACGUCCAUUUCCGACAGAUAAGAGCACAUUCUUUCACACAGUUGAGAAGCGGAAUAUAUGAUUACAUCAGAACAAAAUCACUUAACGCAAACUCUGUGAGGCUAUACAGAAAUGUAAGAAUUGUUUCAAAAGAAACAUGCUCUGACGGCACCUUAUAUGAAAUCCAACUGGAAGAAAGACUUCUCAGUCACAUUAAGUUCGAGAGGAACAGACCUUUAGUGUAUGGAUCAAUACUCUGUAUGUCACCCGACGACUUCGACACUCUAUAUUUCGCUGUUGUAGAGAACGCUAAUCAUGAUCAGAUUAAUACAGACUGCACCUUGAAAAUUAAGAUAAGACAAGAACAGGGUGAAUCAGAAAUUCCAAUGGAAUUACCCCUGACAAUGAUGGAGAGCACAGUCAAUUUCGAGUUGCACAGACAUGUACUGGCUUCUUUACAGAAUAUUUACGAGGAAGAUUUACCUUUCAGAAGAUACAUGGUAGAAGGUCUUAAAAACAUCCAUCCACCUCUAUACUUACAAGACAAUACUGAUAUAGAAUAUGACAUGACUCCGAUGAUAUCCAAUAGCAAAAUUUUCAAGAAACGCUCUCGUAAGACCACUAAAGAUUGCCGUAGGUACAAAGUUCAUUCAGAACACUGGCCCUCGGCGGAGGAGCUUCAUCUAGAUGAAUCUCAAUACAAAGCAUUUCAGUGUGCAUUGACAAGAGAGUUUGUUAUGAUUCGAGGCCCACCUGGUACAGGCAAGACCCAUGUUGGUCUCAUUAUAGCAAAAACAUUGCUUCAUAACCGAAUUCAUUGGAUGAAUGAGAGAAAAAUAAAUGAAAAUAUUCCUUCAUCCAAAAAUUGUGUUCAGAAAACUAGAUAUAUCGGCGAAACAUCUUCAGCCAUGUUGAUCGUUUCUAAGACAAAUAAUGGAUUAGAUCAGUUCAUUGAAGGGAUCUUGAAGUUUUUAGAUCCAGAGAAUAUAGAUCACUGGAAAUCAAAGUUUGUUCGAGUUGGUUCAAAGUGCACAAAUUCUAUAAAUGAAGCACUUUCGUUGAAACACAAAAGAAAACACAUGUCCAGUUUGAAAAUGAAAGAGACAGGUUGUUAUGAUCUGCUCUCAAAGAGUAAGGAAACAAUAGGUAAAAUCAAAUGGAUGUUGAAAAAAUCCCUUGAAAACGUUUUUGGUGAAAAAAUUCUAAUGAAUUGGGUAGAAGAGGUUAAAACAUUAAGGGAAAACAGCAUUGAAUUUGAUAUGCUAGAAUGGUUGGGAAUUGACGAAAAAUCAUUACGUCAAUCAGUGUCUAAGGAUUAUGAACAAUCCGAAGUGGAAUCAGCCGAGAAAGAUUUGGAAAGUGAAACUGUUGGUUGUGAAAACGAAGAAUACGUAACAGAUACGGAAGCUGAAUCUAUCAAUUGUGAUAUUUACAUUGAUGACGAAGAUUACAAAACAUGCGAUAAGUUCGAAGAAAUUGGAGCCAGCUUAGAAUUGAUAGUAGACUCAAUUUUGGAAAAUAAUGAAUUUGAUGAAAAAUUUUCAAGUCUGUUAAAAGAAAGAGCAAAUAAGGCGAAAACUAAUAUUCGUAGGGGUGAUAUUAUGACACAGACUGAAGUUGAAAAGUCCAUUGAGAAACCUUGGAAAAUACCCCUGGUUCAGAGAUGGAGAAUGUACAGAUAUUUCCUUCAUCAAUUACGCCAGAAAGCCAUUAAUCUGUUGCAUGAGGAGGAAAUCGAAUAUGCAAAAUUACAAGCAAAAUGUGCCCGUGAGAAACAAAUGGUUAUUGAUUACGAAAUUCUUUCUCAUUCAGCAAUCAUUGCAAUGACAACUGCAGGAGCAGUUCGAUAUCAGGAUGUUCUGAACGAGAUUGGUCCCAAAAUUAUUAUAGUAGUAGAGGCAGCCGAAAUAUUGGAGGCACAUAUUAUUCCAAUAUUGAAUUCAUUUUGCGAGCAUCUUAUUUUAAUCGGUGAUCACAGUCGAUUAGAAAUGAAAUCUUCGGGAAUUGAACUCCAUAGAAAACACUACAUAGAUUCAUCGUUGUUUGAAAGAAUGAUAAAUCUAGGUGUACCAUACGUUUCCUUAAAUAGACAACAUCGUAUGCGGCCAGAUAUUUCACAGUUGCUUCGCCCCGUUUACGGUCGAGAGUUGAUAGACAAUGAUAAUGUACUAGAAUACGAACAUGUUUUGGGUAUUGAAAAAAAUGUGUAUUUUGUGUCACACAGUGCUGAAGAAUAUAAAAUGGGUGACACCCAAACAUUCUUGAACGACCACGAGGCAAUGUAUAUUGAAUGUCUUACCCGAUAUCUUUUGAAGCAAGGUUAUACAGCAAAACAAAUAACAAUCAUUACACCUUACUCGGGUCAAAUGAAUUUGAUACAGAACCGUUUGUCAAGUGAUGAUUUCAAAGGAAUAAGAAUAUCAAUUCUUGAUAAAUACCAAGGAGAGGAAAAUGACAUUGUUAUAUUGUCUCUCGUCAGAUGCAACACAGAAGGAAAUAUAGGCUUCCUCGAUAAGGAAAAACGGGUAUGUAUGGCUUUAUCCAGGUCCAGAAUUGGUCUCUAUGUCAUCGGAAAUUUUGACUUGUUGCGAAAAUUUUCACAUAAGUGCAAGCUGUGGCAACAAGUGAUAAAGAUGAUGGAAAAUAAUGAAGCUCUUGGAAAAGGACUUCCGUUAUUCUGUAGAAAUCACAAAUUAACUCGCAUGCUAGCUGUCCAUUCCGAGGAUUUUGACAAAGUACCCGAAGGAGGAUGUUUGCAAAAAUGCAGCUUCAUAUUAAAAUGUGGACAUGUAUGUAACUUGCAUUGUCAUCCAAGGGAUCCAAAUCAUACAGAAAUCACAUGUCAAGAACAAUGUUCAAGUUAUUGUGAAAAGGGUCAUAAAUGCAGUAAGCGGUGCCAUUUUCCCCACGACUGCCAGUGUGGAAGAGAAGUGAAGAAAUGCUUGCCAUGUGACCACAAAUUAAUGAUGGCUUGUCAUAUAAAUCCAGAGUACGUCACCUGUAAAUUUCAAGUGAAUAGAAAACUUAAAUGUGGACAUACUGGUGUAAUGCUAUGUUUUGAAAACCCCUUGCAAUAUAAAUGUGAUGUCACGGUCCAGAGAAUUUUGGAAUGUGGUCACCAGAUGGUCGUGUCCUGUCAUGACGAUAAGGAACAUUUCAAAUGUAAGAAGAUUGUUUUGAGGACACUUCCAUGUGAACACAAGAUACUGCUCGAAUGUCAUGUUGAUGUCAAUAAGUAUGAUUGCAAGCAAAUGAUUGUCAAAACACUCCAAUGCAAGCACGAAGCUGAGGUGCCAUGUCACUUGAAUGUAUUAAGCUUCAAAUGUAUGGAGGAUGUUACUGAGAAAAGAAGUGACAAAUAUAAGCCCAAACUUUCAUUUACGUACUACUUAACCGGAAAAAGAAGUGAUAUAGAAUACAAAUGUGAACAUUUUUAUACAAGAAAAUGUCACGAAUUGCCAAGCCAGUUCCAAUUACUAAAUCCAUGUAAAGAACAAAUCAAGAAAAACCUGGAAUGCGGACAUAUUAUUGCAAUUGCUUGUCAUCAACAAUGUGAACCAAAUCGAUGCAAGACUCAGGUGAUGACAACAUUUCGGUGUCAUCAUAAAAACAUUAUUGUACCUUGCUACCAGAGAAACAUAGCAAAAUGUCGGUCAGUAUGCGGAAAACUGUGCGAAGCAGGGUAUACUUGUCAGCAAGUGUGUCACUAUCCAGAUCUAUGUUCAUACAUGGUGCGAGUGAAGUCAGAUGCAAAGUGAUAUCCCGGAAUUGAAUUAUAUAGAACCAAACAUUUCAACAAAUAUUGGAGGAGAAAUCAUUGCAAAGAGAAUACUACAACAGACACGGAACGAGACCAAAAUGAUAAACAAACCAAAAAGAAACAUAUACUGUUUCUAAGAAAGAAAACCUGGAAUCAAAGCUUGAAAGGCGAUUCAUCGGAAAAGGAUGCGAUUUUGGUCGUUUUGUUGUAAGAUAAGCAGAGGUGAAGGUGUUAUCAAUGGGAAAGAAAAGCUCACAUCAUGCAGAAUGGAAAAUGAGUUCUCUCGCAAAGUUUAUGGACGAAGAACAAAAGGAAGGGUCAGAAUAAACGACCUAAAGGAUUUUAGUCACGUGGUCUUAAUUUCGAAAGACGUCGUGAAAAUUAUUUUUUUUAGGGUUUGAUAAAAAGGACGAUUUGAACUUGUGAUAUUCCCUAUUCCUCACAACUUCUCCCUUUUCAGUGAACCAUGUGAUAUUCAUGCAAUACAUGUAGCUGUGACUGUUUUCUUUAACGAAAAUGGUCACGUUUGCAUUUUUAUAUCAACAUCAUUGUUUAGUAUGAAAUUGUGACGUCAUUGUAAUGGUUAUUCAGCAUACAAUACACACCAGAUUUUAAGUUUUUCAAAGCAUCAUGUUGGAAUGUAAAUAUCUAUUUAGAGAGACCUAAAUUUUCUUGAGAAUUAUAAUUUGUAAAAUAUCAUAGUUAAUGCUUUAAUAAAUAUUUAUCAUAUGUUUGCUGCACAGCAUCUUGGUGUAUUUGCGCAUUUGUAUUGUGUUAUGUGAAUUUCAUGUUUGAUGCAUGUAAUAACAUAUUUGCAAAGGGAUUUUGACAUGCAAUGGUUUAAAAUGGAUGCAGAGGAUCCGUGAUUUUAAGGUAGCUCCAUCCUCAUUUGACGUCGUAAGAUUUUGUAAAAUCAUUAUUUUUAACUUUGCGCGUAAGGAAAAUAUAUCUUUAGAUUUCAUUCACUGGAUAUAAUUGGUAAACUAUUUGAUACUGUAUUUUUGUCAGUGAUCAACUAACUAUAUUAAAAAGAAUUUGCGAAUGUUGAUAGCUCACAUUAUUUCUAUUGUAUGUGUUUAUUAUACGAUGCUUUCCCUGAUAUUCUCAUUUAAUGUAUACAUAUUUAUGAAAUAGCAAUCUUUUGAAAAUGUGAACUUUUAAUUUUAUCAUUCUAACCAGUUUUUAUGUAUUUCUAUUACGUUUUUUUAGUGAAAAUGUGCGCUUUUCUUAUGUUGGCUUAUAAUUCUGUUUUUGGAUGUCUGAUAUAUUAAAAAAGGGUGGGAA